GCUCUUCCUUGGCUUUCACUUUCCAUCACCAACACAUUCCAACAAUCCUUGGGAAAGCCAGAUCUCAUCGCCAGCGCGCAACAACACUACCAUACUGCGUUACUUCUCCUCUGGUAAUUGAUUUUGCCAGAAGCGCCGCAACCACCCAUCCUCACUCAACCGGCUCCUCUGUUUUUCCCGACCAGUCGCGUCAGCGUUUAUCGACAGCACAACCGCCCAACAUGUCUGGUGAAGAGGAUCUCAUCGACUACUCGGACGACGAGCUCAACAACGAGACCGCCGCCCCAGCCUCCAACGGCAAGAAGGGCGAUGCUGCCGCUGCCGCGCAAAAUGUCGACAAGAAGGGUUCCUACGUCGGCAUCCACUCGACCGGCUUCCGCGAUUUCCUCCUGAAGCCUGAGCUUCUUCGCGCCAUUGCCGACUGCGGCUUCGAGCAUCCCUCGGAGGUGCAGCAGACGUGCAUCCCCCAGGCUAUGCUCGGAGGCGACAUUAUCUGCCAGGCCAAGUCUGGUCUCGGCAAGACGGCUGUCUUCGUUCUCACCACUCUUCAGCAAGUCGAGCCCGUUGCCGGGGAGUGUUCGGUGCUGGUUAUGUGCCACACCCGCGAACUUGCUUUCCAGAUUCGCAACGAGUACAAUCGUUUCAGCAAGUACAUGCCCGAUAUCAAGACCGGCGUGUUCUACGGCGGCACUCCCAUCCAGAAGGACGCCGAGAUCCUUAAGAACAAGGACACGCACCCGCACAUCAUUGUCGGCACCCCAGGCCGUCUCAAUGCUCUUGUCCGCGACAAGCAUCUGCGCCUCGGAAACGUCCGCAUGUUUGUCCUGGACGAGUGUGACAAGAUGCUCGACCAAAUUGAUAUGCGUCGCGAUGUGCAAGAGAUCUUCCGGGCUACCCCUCAGCAGAAGCAGGUCAUGAUGUUUUCUGCCACGCUCUCGGACGAAAUCAAGCCCAUCUGCCGCAAGUUCAUGCAGAACCCUACGGAGCAUUAUGUCGAUGAAGACACCAAGUUGACGCUUCACGGUCUUCAGCAAUACUACAUUCCCCUCGAGGAGAGGGAGAAGAACCGGAAGCUCAACGAGCUGCUUGACGACCUCCAGUUCAACCAGGUCAUCAUCUUUGUCAAGAGCACUGUUCGGGCCACCGAGCUCGACAAGCUCCUGCGCGAGUGCAAUUUUCCCUCAAUUGCUGUUCACUCUGGUGUCAGCCAAGAGGAGCGCAUUCGCCGGUACAAGGAGUUCAAAGAGUUCAACAAGCGCAUCUGCGUGGCUACGGACGUCUUUGGCCGCGGUAUCGACAUUGAGCGCAUCAACCUCGCCAUCAACUACGAUAUGCCCGCGGACGCCGACUCGUACCUCCACCGUGUCGGCCGUGCUGGCCGUUUCGGCACCAAGGGUCUUGCCAUCUCUUUCGUCACUAGCGAGCAGGACAAGGAAGUCCAGCAGCAGAUUGAGAAGCGCUUCGAGGUCGCGCUCCCCGAGUUCCCCAAGGAGGGUGUCGAUGCCUCCACUUACAUGGCUGCUUAGGGCGGAAGGGUGGCUGUUUUCAUGGGUAAUUUGUCGGGCUCGGUUUUGGCUUCUUCGUCUUGUGGUCGGGUCUCUGGCAGUCGUUCUUUGCUGAGGUAGUCGGACAUGGACACAAUGGGCAAAGUUCAGAACGAAAAGCAGAAUUCGUCAUUACUUGAGGUGUGGCCCUCUCAUCUCGGUCAUGUAAGACUAGAUGGUCGCAUACUGGGACGAACAAUGUCGUCAUAUCGUUGCGAUACAUGAUGCCUCGCGCCUUCAUUCUUGACGGGUUAGUGUCUUCUCCCUUGAGCACACCUCCCUUGAUUAAGGUACCUUAGUGUACGAGUACCAGCACGCCUCUGUGUACUUUGCUCGUAACACGGCCUGCAGACAAAUCACAGG
Molecule: messenger RNA, 1907 nt
Organism: Parathielavia appendiculata
Lineage: Eukaryota; Fungi; Ascomycota; Sordariomycetes; Sordariales; Chaetomiaceae
Product: ATP-dependent RNA helicase SUB2
Exons: 5
Coding region: 222-1526 (434 amino acids)
Biological process (GO): mRNA export from nucleus; mRNA splicing, via spliceosome
Molecular function (GO): ATP binding; RNA helicase activity; RNA binding
Source: RefSeq, a predicted model, not a curated record